AUGGAGAAACAACACCUCAAGUCCUAUGAUUAUUUCUAUGUUUCCAGUGCUCAAGGACCCAUGAAUGAUCAACUUCUCGCAGCCAACCAAUCUGACAAGAAGCGGAAUCACCGUCAAAUCAUCGACAAUCAAGAAAACAGCCAUGUUUCCACUGAGUUAACCCUUUCUUGCUGGUUUCCAAGCAUGAUCAAGAAACCUAGAACCACCCGAAUCAGUUCAUCAUUCUCCCUUCACAGUUCCAUCGUUGAUUCAACUCUCGCAGGGAAGGAGGAGGUUUCCACCCAACUAAAACUGUUUGAUGAAACUUGGGUCGCUGAUCAUGAUGCCUCUGCAACAAGAAAGGAGCCCGAUGGAGUAUCCAAAGAGUCCUCAGAAUUGAAACCGUUGGCUCGAGAUACUGCAAAUCAGAUAAUUUAUGGUCCUGAAGAGGAGAGAAAGAUGAGGCUGAAGCAUCCUGUUUGGACCAAACUGGUGCUUUAUGAUCCAUGGAAGAUUAAGAAGAGGCUAACUGGUAGUGAUCUUGGUAAUCUUUGCAGACUGUUGGUGGCAUCAGCUUUAGUCAAGGAUCAUAUUUUGCCAUUUAUGAAUAGUGAAACUCUUGAGAAGAUCAGAGGAGAAGGUGCUGAAUUUUGCUUCUGGGAUUGUGAUACAAAGACAGAGUUGAAUGUGGUUUUGAAGUACUGGCAUACAUCAAAGAGUUACAUCUUCAAAAAAGGGUGGCUGAAUAAUUUCGUGAAGAGAAGGAAUUUAGUUGAAGGAGAUCUUAUUGGGAUUUUUUGGGAUUCAACAGGGAAAAUAUUCAACUUUUCUGUGCUUGAGAGAGCUUCUGACACCUUGCAUGUUUUGUCAACCCAGCCUUCUUCCACAUAUUGGCCAUGCACUGAUUUCAAGAGGAAAAUGAUGGGAUACCAAGAACAAGAUUUUGACAGAAUGAAUCCAAAAUUGGAAGAAUGA
Messenger RNA from Manihot esculenta (cassava), 954 nucleotides. Its product is annotated as B3 domain-containing protein At2g33720. NCBI's taxonomy places the organism in Eukaryota, Viridiplantae, Streptophyta, Magnoliopsida, Malpighiales, Euphorbiaceae. The coding region runs from base 1 to 954 and encodes 317 amino acids. The transcript has 2 exons. The record is from RefSeq and is a predicted model, not a curated record. Gene Ontology annotation, molecular function: DNA binding.